Messenger RNA from Caenorhabditis remanei, 795 nucleotides. RefSeq lists its product as uncharacterized. The coding region runs from base 1 to 795 and encodes 264 amino acids. NCBI's taxonomy places the organism in Eukaryota, Metazoa, Nematoda, Chromadorea, Rhabditida, Rhabditidae. The transcript is spliced from 6 exons. The record is from RefSeq and is a predicted model, not a curated record. Gene Ontology annotation, biological process: GPI anchor biosynthetic process. Gene Ontology annotation, cellular component: membrane; endoplasmic reticulum.
AUGGAAAAAAUCACGAAAAAUUCAGUCCUGAUUCGAACGACUGAAGCAAAAAAGCAGAUGAUUAGAUCUUUCCCAUUUAUUCGUCUGUUGGUCCUUGAUUUCGCGCUUUCCAUUUAUCUAUGGUACAAAUGGAAACCCGAUUGGGAUUAUACAGUUGAUACAUUUUGGAAACAAACCGGACACGUGGCUGAUAAUUUGAACGGGACUAUAACUUGGCUACGAAGUAAUCCUGCCGGUCUGAAAUUGAACACUCCAGUGAAUGACACACUUGCUUGGUUCUUCACUUAUCAUAUUUAUCUGUGGACUACAUUCAUUGGAUUCCUACGUUCGGAUGCAUUCUUCCGUUUCAUCACAUACUCGCUGAUUGGCGGAGUUUCCACGUUCUCUUCGAUAGUCUACGAUUUCUCCCAGAUAUUCUUCCUUCAUUUCAAUUGUUUCGAUGCAUAUGCAACAAAGUUGUGUUACCUUUGCUAUUACACUUUGACAGUUCUUUGGAGUCUGGUGAGAGGGAAGAAAUGGAACCCGUUGCGUGAGAGAAUGGAUACGGUUAUCUUGGACACUAGACAACAGUUUCUCGCGACAUCUCUCUUUGUUAUUCUUCUUUUCAUUCUACCAACAAUCUUCGUUUAUUUCGUUGUUUUCCGGAGCCUGCGUCUUGCUGUCUCAGCUCUACAGACUGUGAUCUACUUUUUUGCGACGUGGCCUUUUCAGCUAUUUGCACUUGAAAAGUAUUUUAAACAAAAGUAUGGAAAGCAAAAGACGUCAGAAGGAAACGAUGCAGCUAGCACAGAAUAA